Molecule: messenger RNA, 1716 nt
Organism: Exophiala spinifera
Lineage: Eukaryota; Fungi; Ascomycota; Eurotiomycetes; Chaetothyriales; Herpotrichiellaceae
Exons: 4
Coding region: 1-1716 (571 amino acids)
Biological process (GO): transmembrane transport
Molecular function (GO): transmembrane transporter activity
Source: RefSeq, a predicted model, not a curated record
AUGCCGACUGCCCAUGUUGACACCACUGAAGUCGAGGGAACGACCCUCUGGAGUCACUCCAAAACGUUCGCAUUAGUUGGGGCGGUUCUCACUCUUUACUUCUGCGAAUUAAUUAUUUUGGUCGGCGGCGGGACGUUUGCACAACGUGUUGCCGCUGAGAUCGGAGGUGUUGGUCUAACCUCAUGGCCAUCAUUGGCAGUGAUUAUCUUCACCGUUGCUCUUGCAGCGCCGCUUUCCCAGGCUUCAGACUACUGGGGCAGAAAAUGGAUCCUUGUUGUUCCUAAUAUCGGCGGGAUAGCGGGUUCCAUUAUCUCCGCCCGUGCAACUUCAAUGGGAAUGUACAUCGCCGGAUUCUGCGUUGGAGGCAUCGGCUUCGGCUCGCAAGGCCUCAUUUUGGCAGUGGUCUCUGAAGUCCUCCCGCGGCGAUUCCGGUCCUGGGCUCAAGCCUCAGCUAACAUCAUGAAUGCUCUCGGGUCCAUAUUUGCCCUGGCGGUAGGUGGUUACCUGGUCCAAUCUCGUUCAGACGGCUUCCGGAUCUACUUCUACAUCUGUGCCGGUGUCUACGCUGUUGCUGUCCUACUGGUGUUUCUCCUCUACAACCCGCCACCCAGAGAAUUGCAAUUUCUAAGUCUCAGGGAGAAAAUCUCGGCCCUUGACUGGCCUGCAUACUUCUUUCUUGGGACUGGGUGUACUUUGCUCUGUUUGGGACUUCUGUGGGCGGAAAACCCCUAUUCCUGGAAAGAUGCUCAUGUACUCGCACCUCUUCUUACCGGCGUAGCUCUACUCAUUAUCCUGGCUGUCUACGCUACAAGGUUCAAGAAAGACGGCCUGUUCCACCAUGCUCUCUUCCGCUACCGCAACUUUCCAAUUUCGGUCGUCGGCUCUGCUCUCGAGGGGAUGGGCUACAUGACUGCGGCGGUCUUCUUUCCUUAUGCUCUAUCGGUGCUUCAAGCGGGCCAUCUGAGCACUUAUAGGCAAUACUUAUGUCAGAUGGUAGGCUUCUGUGCCUUUGGCGUUGCCUGUUUCCUGUCCGGACUUUACAUCUACAAAACGAAGUCGGUCAGAACAACAGGAGUAGGAACAUUUGUCAUGUUUCUUAUCUUUAUGUGCGUCAUGGCUGGUGUCAACGAAAACACCCCCUCAACCCACUAUUGGGGCUACAUCCUUUUCUACGGCAUGGGUUUGGGCCUGGCGCUCGUCACAUUCUUCACGGCUGCUCAGUUUGCUACGCCACCUGACCUGAUUGCGACCACUUCUGGAAUUUGCACAGGUGUUCGCAGCUUAGGUGGCUCUAUUGGACUCUCCAUUAUUAAUGCCAUAUUUGCCAGUACCCUCACGAGCAACCUUGCACCAAAGGUCACCAAGGCUGUGGUGCCACUAGGCAUCAAUAAUACAGACAUCGGUCCUCUCAUUGGCGCUUUAACCUCUGGAAAUAUGGAAUUGGCACAAAGUAUCCCGGGAAUCAGUCCUGAGAUCAUUGCCGCCGCUGGUCUUGCCAUCAAGCAAGCAUAUGUCCUUUCAUUCAGAAACGUCUUCAUUUGUGGAGCAGUACUCAUGGCUGUGGGCAUCAUAGUCUCGUCCUUCAUGACAAAUCCUCGCUCAGAAUUCAACGCAAAUGUGGAUGCACCGAUCAUUGUCUCGCCGGGAAGUGACCCUGAAGAUGAAUCUAAGGCUGUCCCUGUUCAACACAACGAGAACCAAGAGCUGAGAGAAUGA